AUGAAUUUCAUUCUUAAAAGAGGAGAUUUAUAAAGUAUUCAAGAAAUUUGAGUUAUAGCUAAAAUUAAACCUAAGAUAUCUAAUAAUACUGGAUUGCCACCACUUCUUUCUCCAAAAGUAAAAAUUGAUCCGACAAUUACAACUAAAAUUCCAAUGAGUUUUCGAUCACCUUCUCAAUUGAAAAAGCUAUCAAUUGAGAAGAAGUAAGAUAAUCGGCCAGUUACAGACAAUUCUCAAAAAUAGAAAAGUUAUUCCUCAACUAAAAAUUUUAAAGUUUAAGGAAUGAUAAUUCGCAAACUUAAAAAUUAUCAAGUUAAAUUUGUAAAAAAUAAUACAGAAUCUUAAGAAAUGAUAGAAAAUAAAUUUUAAAGUCCAGCAAUUAGAAUGAUAGAAUUCCCAAUUAAUGGUAUAUAUGAAAAUUAAUAUAGACUUUUAGGAUGAUACAAUCAUAAAAGAAGAGUGUGUAUCAAAAAUUGAAUCCUUUAUGGAGAAUAGAUUUACUGCAAUGAAAAAUCAAUCCUUCUCUAGUUCUUAGAAAUAAGCUAUAGAAUCUAGUAGUUCAAAUAAAAUUGUUAAUGAUUCAUCUACAUAUUCAUAAUUCAAUUUUUCAUAAUAAAAUCCAAGCUUUACCGAAGGAGAAAUGAUUGGAGCAGGAUCUUUUGGAUAAGUUUACAUAGCAUAGGAAAAUAAAACAGGCAAAAUAUAUGCUGUUAAGAAGAUUAAUUUAAAAGGAGACUUUGAAUAAGAAGAUUUGUAGGGAUUGAAAAGUGAAAUCGAUUUAUUGAAGAGAAUAAAGCAUAAAAAUAUAAUAAGAUAUGUUUGGAAUUAAGAAAAUGAAGAGUAUUAAUUACUGUAUUUAGAAUAUAUGUCUUAAGGUUAAUUUUUAUAAUAAAAUAGGUACAUUAACUUAAUUGACAGAAAAGUUUGGACCUCUAAAUUUAAAUACAAUUAGAUCAUAUUCUGAAUAAUUGUUAUCAGCCAUAGCAUAUCUUCAUGAUAAUAAUAUUAUUCAUAGAGACAUAAAAGGUGGGAAUGUGUUGCUAGGAGUUAAUGGUGAGAUUAAAUUAGGAGAUUUUGGUUGUAGUAAAAUAAAAGAGAAAACAAUAUCGAGAUCUAAAUAAGGAGGGAAUAUCUUGCAUUCAUUAAAGGGAAGCAUUCCUUAUAUGGCUCCUGAAGUAACGAUAACUAUUAACUCUAAAGGUGGCUAGUUAGGAUGAA
Messenger RNA from Paramecium sonneborni, 1218 nucleotides. NCBI's taxonomy places the organism in Eukaryota, Ciliophora, Oligohymenophorea, Peniculida, Parameciidae. The record is from the annotation of a GenBank genome assembly.